Malania oleifera is the source of this 1428-nucleotide messenger RNA. RefSeq names its product DNA-3-methyladenine glycosylase 1-like. Gene Ontology annotation, molecular function: DNA-3-methyladenine glycosylase activity; DNA-7-methylguanine glycosylase activity; alkylated DNA binding. The coding region runs from base 223 to 1188 and encodes 321 amino acids. NCBI's taxonomy places the organism in Eukaryota, Viridiplantae, Streptophyta, Magnoliopsida, Santalales, Ximeniaceae. The transcript has a single exon. Gene Ontology annotation, biological process: base-excision repair, AP site formation; DNA alkylation repair; base-excision repair. Gene Ontology annotation, cellular component: protein-DNA complex; nucleus. The record is from RefSeq and is a predicted model, not a curated record.
CACCAUGUAAAAGCCAGAUCCUAUGGUUGACAUUUCAAGCCAAGCGAUGCACCAUGUUGACUCUUGGCCUAUGCUCUCUGACCUACGGUCAACUUCCUGGUCCUCUUCCGCCGUCCGGGGGAUCCCGCCCCCCAUAGGCAGAGAGAGAGGGAGGGAGAGAGAGAGAGAGAGAUGGUUUUCAUUUCAUGGUUUCUGUGAGAAGUUUCAGCUUCAGCAUUGGGCAUGGGGGAGCAGACCCAAAUCCUCACUGUAACCUCAUCCACAGCCACAUCAACUUCUGUUCCUUCCCAGAAACCUACUUCCUCGCCGGACAUCUCAUCUCCGCAUCCGAAAUCCAGAAAGGUCUCUUCAGGCGCUUCCCCUAACUCCUCCGCUCUCACAAACCCCUCGACAAUCACCAUUGCCGCCGUCCCUGCCGGCGGCGGCGGAAAAGACACUCUGCAGCUGGUCAAAGUGCCACCGCGCAUGGCCGCAAGAGCGUUGUCUUGCGAAGGAGAGCUCGAUAUCGCGAUUAGGCACCUUCGGAAGUCCGACCCUAAGCUCGCACCUUUAAUCGACGCUCACGAGCCGCCGAAGUUCGAUAACUUCGACCCUCCGUUUCUCGCCCUGGCUAAAAGCAUUCUCUUCCAGCAAAUCACGCGCAAAGCCGGCACCGCCGUCUACAACCGGUUCACCUCCCUCUGCGGCGGCGAGGCUAGGGUUUGUCCGAUCUCGGUCCUCGCUCUCACGCCCCAUCAACUCCUUCAAAUCGGCGUCUCCGCUCGGAAAAUUAGCUUCCUUCACGACCUUGCGAACAAGUACCGAACUGGGAUUCUGUCCGAUUCGAAGAUUGUAGGCAUGGAAGAUAAGGCACUGGUGUCGUUGAUCACAAUGGUGAAGGGUUUUGGGGCUUUGUCGGUACAUAUGUUCAUGAUCUUCACGCUUCACCGGCCGGAUGUUCUACCCUUUGGGGACGUUAAUGUUCGAAAAGGGGUUCAGAUUCUCUACGGUUUGGAGCAGUUGCCCCGACCUUCGCAGAUGGAGCGGCUCUGCGAGAGGUGGAGGCCGUACAGGUCUGUCUCCUCCUGGUAUAUGUGGAGGCUGGUCGAGGCAAGUGGAGCGCAGGCUAAGUUGGAGGUGGCGGCUGGAUCGCGGAAGCAAUCACGGCCACCAGAGAUUGUAGAGGACGGCCUUGCAAAUCCUGGGUAGUCACUUUUCUGUUACGAAUUUCAUAAAUGUUUGUAUCAUAUGCAAGUAGUUCUUAGGGAAUUGUAAUGCUGCAUUGGCAUCCGUUGCUGAGUGAUAUUUGAGUGUUUUUAACGUCAAUCUGAAACCAGAAAAUGCUGCUUCUGGAUUGAAGGCGACGGUGUCCAUUGUUGUAAAUUGUGUAAAUUGUGUAAAUUAUACUUGUUCUGUUGGUGAAUGGAAAGUCUUAUUAUGUUGCUGAAA